Molecule: messenger RNA, 939 nt
Organism: Plasmodium malariae
Lineage: Eukaryota; Apicomplexa; Aconoidasida; Haemosporida; Plasmodiidae
Product: PIR protein
Exons: 3
Coding region: 1-939 (312 amino acids)
Source: RefSeq, a predicted model, not a curated record
AUGGGCCCCAUAGAUGAUGUAGGAGUUCCUCUUCCUUCUACUCUUAAUUAUAGUAUUUUAGAUAAGAAAAAGUCAUAUGAAUCUGAUAAAAUUUGUAAUCAAUUAGCUGAAGAUUUAAGUGAUUACUAUGAUGUUUUCGAAUUUUGUGAGAAUCUUACAGGAAUCAUCAAAAUAUUCAAUAAUUUGUCACUCUCUGGUCAAUUCCAAGAGGACUCCUGUACAAUCGUGAAGUUUUGGAUGUAUGAUCGUUUAUUUAAAUUACGAAAUAGAAAACAAAGCGUUAAUGACGAUAUUAAUAAGAUUAUUCUUAAUCUAAAAGAAAAUUUUAAUGAUAAAGUUAAAGAAUGUAAUUUAUUUGAUUUUCCAUAUGUAAAGGAAGAUUUUGAUAAAAUGAAAAGUGUGUACGAUUAUGCUACAAAUUAUAAUACAAUUGAGAAUUACCUUUAUGAUAAUAACUAUAUAUGCAAUAAAAAUUUGAAAAGUUAUAUUAGUAAAAAUUAUGAAAUAUAUAUUAAUAUGAAAAAUAAUUGUAGCACUGGUGGUAUAAAAAAUAUGAUAUACUGUAAAGUUCUUGAAAAAAUUAAAGGAGUACAUAUAAAGGAAAAUCCCCCUUUAUCGUGUGAAGUAAAACAUUUAGAUGGUUCCAAUAACAGGAAAGAUCAAUAUAUGGCACAGACUGAAGAAGAACCGUCCAAAAACUUAGAACAAAAAAUCUCUGUUCCAUUUGAAGAUAUUAUUGUGGCAGUUAUUUUUCCACUUUUGGGAAUUGUUUUCUUAUUUUUUACAUUUUAUAAAUUUACUCCAUUUAAAUCAUGGCUAAAAGCUCAUUUAUUGAAAAAAAAAAUAAAUGAGGAUUAUGAAGGUGAAGAAUAUAUAGAUAAAUAUUUGAAUGAAAAUUAUAACAAAUAUGGACAUCAUAUACAUUAUGAUCCUUUGUGA